GGUGAAACCAGCAUUUAUCAUGGUGGGCUGAGUGCCAAAUGGAGGCGCGACAUAUUAGUCAGGUCACCGAGGAUACUAUUGGGGAAGAAAUAAUUAACUCUUUUAAUAGUUCUUAUCUUUAUUCUUAAGAUGCAACUUUCUUCGUAUACGAUAACGUUAGUCCUCUGGAGUCGCGCGCCGCUCCCGGGAUAAUCUCCAGAGGGGACAUUUAAAACUCUCGCUGCUUUUGCUUCAUUCGGGUCGCUUCAGAGUGGAAACGUGUGUUCUGUAAGCAUGGCAGGCAUUCCCAAAGCUUUUACUCAUGUGUUAGGCUUUCUAAUAACUGUAAUCUCAGGAUUAGGAGCCAACUCUCUGCAGCAGAUUUUCAUAAAGGAUAUCGUGGCUGUUUACGGAAAAAACGGUUCACUGGAUCUCAAUGGCAUUAACAGUUUAUUGAAGACAAUUGUGCAAGACAAGCCCUUGGAUCCGAACAUUCCUCCGCAUGCUCAGUGUGUGUCCGGAGAAGAUAUUCUGGUGCAUUAUGGGCUUCAGAACCUCUCUCAUCUAACAGAGGAGCAUCUGGUCACUGUGUGCCCGGCUCUGCUCAACCAAGCAGUGCUGCCACCCUGUUCAACAGAACCUCCCGUCCUCACUGAUCCCACAGAACUUCACGUAUGGGGAUAUGGCUUCUUGGCUGUUACCAUCAUUAAUCUGGCCUCACUGCUGGGUCUGGCUCUUGUUCCUGUCACUAAAAAGCCCUACUUCCCCAAGGUGCUCACCUACUUCAUUGGUCUGGCUGUUGGCACACUCUUCUCCAAUGCUGCUCUCCAACUUAUACCCGAGGCCUUUGGGUUUGACCCAAAAGCAGACGGUUACGUCCUCCAAGCUGUUGGGAUCUUUGGUGGAUUCUAUGCGCUGUACUUCACUGAAAAAAUCCUGAGGAUGCUCCUCAAACCAGGACAUGAGCACGGACACGGACACAGUCACUUCCUCCCCUCAGAGAGUGUCCAACAGAACGGCGUCAUCAUUGCGGCCGACUCUGAUUUCAGCUUUGCCAGCGGCGACAAAGCCAGCAUAACCACUGACCCCCCAGUGGAACAGGGGUCUUGCAGAUGGCUCAGAGGAAGACGGCUGUCCAGCGUGAAGACGGUGGCAUGGAUGAUUUCCCUGAGCGAUGCUCUACACAACUUCAUUGACGGACUGGCCAUCGGCGCCUCGUUCACGGUGUCUGUUCUCAAUGGCUUUAGCACCUCUAUCGCUAUCGUCUGUGAGGAAUUCCCUCACGAGCUGGGCGACUUCAUUAUCCUGCUGAACGCAGGGUUGAGCAUUCCACAGGCCGUGUUCUUCAACCUGCUGUCUGCGAUGUCCUGCUACGUGGGCCUGGUCCUGGGAAUCUUGUUGGGAAACGCUUUUGCCCCCAACAUCAUCUUUGCCUUCGCUGGUGGCAUGUUCCUUUACAUAUCCUUGGCUGAUAUGUUGCCUGAAAUGAACAUGAUUGCCAGUGAACAAGUGCGGAGCACGAAGGACGAUAUCGUUUUUUUCGCAAUCCAGAAUGCUGGAAUACUGACAGGAUUUACCUUGAUUCUUCUCAUCACAAUGUUUUGUGGGAAUAUUAGCCUGGGCUAAUGUCCGUUUCAUUCUGUGCACUUCCCAUUCCAGAUGAUACUCUCAUUUAAGCUAUUUAUUUGAGAAAAAACUACUUUAUACUAUUUUUAAAAUCAUUUGUACUGAGGAAACUUGAAAUCAUUAGGUGUAAAGUAAUUUGAUUUGUAUAAGCUGAUUAUUCUCAAAAUGUACAAGUCUAACCAUUGUAUACUGCUGUAAAUAAACUGUACUGACCUACUAAUCAUGUUUUGUAGAAAAGAUUAAUUUUUGGUCCAUUUGGUGCUAACUGAAUGAACAAGUUUGUUACUUUGUACAAUAGGAACUUCUAAUAUCAUGCAAAAUAAAAACAGAACAGAACUGUA
This is a messenger RNA of Rhinichthys klamathensis goyatoka, 1946 nucleotides long. Its product is annotated as metal cation symporter ZIP8. The record is from RefSeq and is a predicted model, not a curated record. Gene Ontology annotation, cellular component: membrane. The transcript has 8 exons. Lineage: Eukaryota; Metazoa; Chordata; Actinopteri; Cypriniformes; Leuciscidae. Gene Ontology annotation, biological process: intracellular zinc ion homeostasis; zinc ion import across plasma membrane. Bases 274 to 1605 code for a protein of 443 amino acids. Gene Ontology annotation, molecular function: zinc ion transmembrane transporter activity.